AUGGUGCAGUGGAUUCUGCGCCGGAGGCGCCGGGUUGUUUUAGAGCGGGUCCACUUUAAUUCCGGAGGUCCGGUAUUCGAAUCCGGGUCCGGGCGGCCCCUUUUUUUCCGUAUUUUCUUAGUAUAUUAUUAG
This is a messenger RNA of Colletotrichum lupini, 132 nucleotides long. RefSeq lists its product as uncharacterized. The transcript has a single exon. Bases 1 to 132 code for a protein of 43 amino acids. The record is from RefSeq and is a predicted model, not a curated record. Lineage: Eukaryota; Fungi; Ascomycota; Sordariomycetes; Glomerellales; Glomerellaceae.